Messenger RNA from Daldinia loculata, 1583 nucleotides. Its product is annotated as alpha/beta-hydrolase. The coding region runs from base 296 to 1432 and encodes 378 amino acids. Gene Ontology annotation, molecular function: hydrolase activity. The record is from RefSeq and is a predicted model, not a curated record. The transcript has 3 exons. NCBI's taxonomy places the organism in Eukaryota, Fungi, Ascomycota, Sordariomycetes, Xylariales, Hypoxylaceae.
GGUACAUGUACCUACCUAAGGUACGUACCUAGAGGCGGUAGCUAUUCCGCUUGUCAACUCAGCCCACAUACAAUACAACAAGGAUAACGAAUCGAUCAUGCAACAUUCAGGGUAGAAUUAUAGAGGCCGCGUCUUCCAUUGGCGUAAGGCGGUAUGCCUAGAUGCCUAUACCUUAGGUAGACAACCGCAUGGGUUUACCCUAGGUACGAUAUACUGAUACACUGAUACACAUAACCUUCACAUGAAAUAACUUGUUGUGCCUAGCAAAACAAUAAAACAAAAACACCGACUAGCCAUGGCGAAUGAAGCCAGCAAGUUAGAGGUCCGCGUUCUUCAACAACCGCGUCUUCCAAUAUUUUCGCGAGUCUACCGGGGCGCCGUCGUCUACGCAAUCCAAGUGCUCGGAGCGCCGGUAAACUGGUUCCAAGACUGGGCCUAUCCUCCGGAGAUCCCUCCGAACUAUGUAAAGACAUAUCCGUGUCGACCGUCUUUGCCAAUUAGGGUCUUUUUCCCCAAGUCGUACGACCCCGAGACAUCCAAAGCGCCUCUCCCGACAAUAUUUACCAUCCACGGCGGCGGGUUCUGCUUCGGCCGUAUAAACGAUGAUGAUGCAUGGAAUGCGCAUUUCGCCAAUAUGCACAAUGUGCUUGUAGUCGCCCUCAACUACCGUAAAGCCCCGUCUUAUCCUUUCCCGACCGCGACCUACGAUCUCGAAGCCCUCAUCCUAGCAACAUUCGACGAUGAUAGCCUUCCGAUCGACAAGACCCGUAUAGCGAUCGGUGGCUUCUCGGCAGGUGGUAACUUGACCCUCAGUGUGUGCCAGCUACCCUCGAUCCGAGAAAAGGUCAGGCCCUCGGCCGCUGUACCUAUAUACGCCGUUGUAGACAAGACUAUUCCCUGGGAAGUUAAAGUCAAGACGCGAUAUUACAAGCUCGGUCUCGGCCCGGGUAUGCGCUCUGCGCCGGUUGAUUUGCUGGCAACGCUAUCUCCGUUCUUCCUAUGGAGUUAUAUCGAACCGGGCUUUAACACAGCAGAUCCGCUGCUGUCACCAUACUUCGCUCCUCGAAAUACACUGCCUCCACAUAUCUUCUUUAUCGGAACGGAACUGGAUCAACUCGCACAUGAAACUUGGUGCAUGGCGAGUAAACUGGCAGGACGACCAGAGCCGCCGUUGACGGAUAUCAUAGGCCAGGAGCAGCUGGGACCAGGAAAGGGGGAGCUCAUUUUAGACGAUGAGAGGUUCGCGUUCGAGCAUAUCGAGGACGAAGGGAGGAGCAGCGUAAGAUGGUUACUGAUACCCGAUCAGGUCCACGGAUUUGAUCAUCUACCACCUCGGUGGCUUGGACAAGAGGGUUCAGAAGAUGCGAAAUUGAAAGAGGCGGCGUAUCAGAAAAUUCUUGGAGAGUGGCUGCUCGGAUUUGUGUGGAAAUAAACGCCCCGUUGAGCCAACAACUAGAGCUAUCUGAGUCAAGGAUGUAUGCAUACAGCAAGCGGCUUAAAUUUCACCAUCAUUUAUUAUUUCCGAUCAGGAACUCUCUGGUCUUACCUAAGAUUGAUAGAAUACAUUCAUAUUAAAGAUCACA